Molecule: messenger RNA, 2011 nt
Organism: Syzygium oleosum
Lineage: Eukaryota; Viridiplantae; Streptophyta; Magnoliopsida; Myrtales; Myrtaceae
Exons: 3
Coding region: 888-1739 (283 amino acids)
Source: RefSeq, a predicted model, not a curated record
ACAGGUGAAGUUGUAGAGUGUCAGUUUCAUUUCACACUGUAGAUGAGGAUACCAGUAUAUAGUUUUUUCUUGCGUUUGGAGUGGUUGGUGCAAGUUUUCUCUUGGCAGUGCACGGAAGAAUUUUCUGGUCAGACUCUGCUUUUUCAGGCAAUACAGAUCCAUCUUUCUAUGCUUCUUGAAACCAGAUAUUGAGCAGACAAUGAAUGUUGAACAGUCAAUUGGUGGCCUUUUAAACCUUCUUACUUUUUGGAGUCUUAUGAAGCAAACUCUGACUGCUCUCCCUGUAUUUUCAAUCAGAGCUCUUUGCAUUACGAGGACAAAUGUUACCAAAAUUCUCGACCUAUUCACUAAGGAAGAAUAUAAAUCUCUUGAAGACCCUUCUUGAAAAAUGAAAUAUGUGCUAAGACAGCCGGUUAUCUUUUCAUUUUCGUGCAUUUUAACUGCUCCAGAAUUUAAUUCAACCUAACACCCUAUUAAACUUUUCUUUCCUUUUUGUUUUUUGGGUUUACUGAUUUUGAGUAAGAGACAUGCUGGCACUUAGCAAAUCUGCAAAGUUCUACAUGCUGUGGCUGCAUUUGUUAAGGCCAAAGACAAGAUGAACUGUGAAACAGAUUUGGACAGACAACAAAACUCGUUCUGCACUUAGAAAAUUUGCUGACCUCUCUCUCUCUCUCUCUCUUGUGCACGCAUGCUCGAAUUUUGCAGAGGCAUUGUGUGAAUGAGCAUGAUUUGUUGUUAGAUUGGAGAUGACUCAUCCAUCGUGUCAGAUUUGUUUGAGUCACUUCUAGAUCAACCCUGUCUCCACACGAUCAAGUAGUGGCCCUUAAUUUCAACCAACUACCGAAAAAAGUUACAAAUUGGAAAAGAUAUGAUCCUAAGUCAACUGUAUGGGAACCAAACUUCAGUAUGCCAUCAACCCACUAGCAGUAGCUUCACCAAGUAGCCACAUUUUUUCUUUUCACCGUGUGGAUGAGCGGGACUAUUUUGAGAACAGAGAGCUCAAAGAAAGCAUCAGGAACACUGGAGUGAACAAGUUUAUAGACCCCAUGGAUCAGGUGGCCGACAAGGACAACAUCGAAUCUAUCAGAAAGACAAUACAGAUGCACGAAGAUAUCUUCAAGCAACAGGUGCAAGAACUCCACCGGCUGUACAGUGUUCAAAAGAUGCUAAUGAGUGAGCUGAAGAAAGAAAUAGAGCAAAAUAGAAUCCGGAAUACCAUGAGGAGUUCAGAGACUAACUAUGUCGUCAAUUGGCCCCAGCAAACAAGUCAACCCAGUAGCAGCCGUCCGUUUCAUUUACAAAGUCUGAGCAAUGACCCGAGUUCAAAUGAGAGGAGCAGUAUCAGCUGCGUUGAGGCCAUAAGAAGGCCGAGGGGUUUCGACCUUGAAAGCCCAGCUAAGGAAAACAGCAACAUUGACGAAGAAUUACCGGGGCCUAGCUUUAGUAACCCUCGCAAAAAUGAAGGAACAAGCAUCGAAGGCUCGGAUGAAGAAACUGAAGUGGAGCUAACAUUAAGCAUAGGAGGGAAAAGGGGCAAUGAAAUGUCCAAAAGCUACCAGCAGCAUUACAGCAAACCAGAAGCCGGUUUCUCCAGGAUGAAUCAUAAGGAGCUCAUUUCAUCAUCGUCACACAUGUCAGAACGAGGUGAUGCUUGCAGUGGACCCACCACCAGUAUCGGUGGUUCAGCUACUGCAUCCGAUCGGGAAAGAAAACAGGCGCAUUGGCUGUUCCAAGUCUGAAGUUGACAUUAUUUGAAGAUAGGGCAUGUUCAGUCAUCUUAAGCCUCUCCCGAACCAUCUUAUCAACAUGAUUCAUCAUCCAUUCAGAUUCUAUUUUGCUUCUCCUGAUUCUAAUAAGAAGAUCACUUUGCCAUUUCUGAUUUCACAUUGAUGUAAAUACCUUUUAAUUAAGGUUUAUCAUCCUAAAUUCCAGCACAUAUGUCUAGGACUUAAUCUACCCUAUGAGCCAGAAGACAAGCAUGAAUUUUGCAGAGUAAAUCUUCUUUUUCGAA